Messenger RNA from Sabethes cyaneus, 2184 nucleotides. RefSeq names its product pyruvate dehydrogenase [acetyl-transferring]-phosphatase 1, mitochondrial (gene Pdp). Gene Ontology annotation, molecular function: protein serine/threonine phosphatase activity; cation binding. Gene Ontology annotation, biological process: protein dephosphorylation. The record is from RefSeq and is a predicted model, not a curated record. The coding region runs from base 231 to 1796 and encodes 521 amino acids. Lineage: Eukaryota; Metazoa; Arthropoda; Insecta; Diptera; Culicidae. The transcript has 5 exons.
GCGUAUCGUGAUCAAAUUGUAGAAAAUUUGCAUAAAUUAGUGCAAAACUUGACUAAAAUCCGGCCUAAACUGUAUCACGAAAGUAUACACACUAUGUGCUCUAGUAGUACACUGAGAAUAAUGCUCUAAACGGCGACCGAAAGGCGAACUUCGUCCGAUUCGUUCCGCAUGCUCUUUCAGUGAAGUAAAUACAUAGUCGUCGAGAAAAUUAAUUAAAAUUCAUCUACGAAAUGCCCAAUAUUGUUCAGCGGCUGCUGGUACAGCGAAGUCAUUUGUUUUCAUUGACUGCGGGUCAUCGAUGCUUUCAUCAGACGGUCCCAAAACGGCAUUCAUCCGGGCCGCCCAAGCUGUCGCCUUACGAUGUAAUAUGUCAUUUCACCAAGGAGACAACGGUGAUGUUUACGCUUUUCAUAUUCACUUAUUUAUUUGCGGUGAGAAACAUUGAUUGUUUGAUCAUCUUUAAAAUCAACAAAUUACACCGUACGUUGGUGGAUGUUGUUGGUAUUAAUAAUGCUCUGGUAAACUGUGUCCUUCGUGCCAACGAAUAUACGCAAGAGUUCGUGGGGAGUUCGGUCAAAAGUUACGACACAAACCAGUUGGCAUCAAAUUCACCAAUCGAGGACUCGCGCAGUGAAGGCAGUUGUGUACAUACAUCCGGCCUAUUGGUUGGCAUCUUCGAUGGUCACGCUGGUGCGGCAUGCUCUCAAGUUAUCAGCAAGCGAUUGAUGCGUUACAUAGCCGCAUCGCUGGUUCCUCCCGACGAUCUGAAGCAGCACAUCCAGAACGGGGCACAGAGCCACUCGUUCAUCAACUGCCAUAACGAUAAGCUUGAAUUUGUCAGUGAAAUCAAGGAUCUCUAUGAACGUAAUUUCAACAUCUUUGCUAAUGAGCUUACGAACACCACGCUGGCUGGUUUUCAGAUGCAUCAGGUUUUGGAAAACGCUUUUCUCCGUUUGGAUCAGGAUUUGUCCCGGGAAGCCAUCGAGAAUCCUAGCUUGCGAACAAUGUCUGUGGCAAUGAGUGGUGCUGUUGCUGUGGUAGCUCACAUUGACGGACCACAUCUGCAUAUAGCUUCCGUGGGGGAUUGUUCUGCUGUUCUGGGAACCGUCACUGACACAGGUCAAUGGACCGCUAAAAAGUUAACUAACGAACACAACAGCGACAACGUUGCAGAGGUCCGUCGGUUGCUUAAUGAACAUCCAGCUACGGAACGGGAUACCGUUAUUCGAGGAGAACGUUUGCUCGGUCAGCUGGCUCCUCUACGUGCUAUUGGCGAUUUCCGGUACAAGUGGACCCGCCAGCAGCUGCAGGAGCUUGUAGUGCCUCAGUUUGGUGAACAGGUGAUAGCUCCGUUUUAUCUUACUCCACCAUAUUUGUCAGCCUGUCCGGAAAUUACUCACCAUAUGCUAACACCUCGGGAUAAAUUUUUGAUUCUCGCCAGCGAUGGCCUUUGGGAUACCAUGAGUCCGAUGCAAACCGUCCAUUUGGUGGGUGAGCAUAUGUACGGCAAAGCUUUCCUCCAACCACUCAAACUACCGAAACAUGAUGUAACGUUCGGCGAAAUCAGUCAAAUGCUUAGUACUCGCAAAGCAGGCCUCCAGAAGAAACCGCUCGAUCGCAAUGCAGCGACUCACCUGAUUCGGAAUGCACUGGGUGGAACCGAAUAUGGCGUAGAGCAUUCUAAGCUGUCGCACAUGCUUUCUCUACCUCAGGACAUUGUUCGAUUGUUCCGAGAUGACAUCACAAUAACCGUGGUCUUCUUCGAUUCAGAAUACCUACGCAACUGCCCCACCUAGCAGCGAAGGUCACUUUCGCUGCCACAGACCAAGAGCCUCGCCUUAAGCUCGGCAGUGGAUGCCGCGGGAUGACAAUAAUCAACAUUCAGUCAGAAGGGCCGCAGUACUUUUGCUAAGGCUGUUAUCACAAGACCUCAGAAGCAUCCUCAGGUCGGCGACUGUUCAUAAGCACAUGUAACGAAGGAGUAAAGACACUUGGUUCUCAUCUGUCGUGGAUUACUGUAUAUCUAUAGUUGAAUAGCUAGCGUGUGUACAUAAACUUGCUUUUUCAGAAUCUUUUGUACGUGUUAUUUUCGCUCAAUAUAGAUAUCUAUAUUUAACAAGCCGUUUAAAGACGAUGAAGAAUAAAAGUCGCUGCAUGCUAAUGCACAUUACGAAGUCGACAAAU